AUGAAAUCUUCAAAGGAGAAGCUAAGCAACAUGGCCAGUGCCGCCAAGGAACACGUUGACAUCUGCGGAGCCAAAAUUGACGAGAAGACAGAGAAAGCAAGGGCACGAACAGAGGAGGAGAAAGUGAUAGCACAUGAGCGCGCAAAGGCGAGAGAAGCAAAGGCAAAAAUGGAGUUGCAUGAAGCCAAAGCCAGGCAUGCAGCCGAGAAGCUAAGCACCAAGCAGGCGCACCUGGACCCUUCCUCGUUUGGAGCACACCAUCAGCAGCCCCCAACAACAACGCACCAGCAGCCAUUAGGGUCUCUUGCAACGCCUGCUGGAGGAGUCACCAAUCCUUCAUAUCCAUUGGGAGGAAAUCAUCAUAUCAAUAAGCACAUUUAG
Arachis stenosperma is the source of this 381-nucleotide messenger RNA. Its product is annotated as late embryogenesis abundant protein 6. The record is from RefSeq and is a predicted model, not a curated record. The transcript has 2 exons. Gene Ontology annotation, biological process: embryo development ending in seed dormancy. The coding region runs from base 1 to 381 and encodes 126 amino acids. Lineage: Eukaryota; Viridiplantae; Streptophyta; Magnoliopsida; Fabales; Fabaceae.